AUGGCAAUGAAUUCGAACAUUGAUGAAGCCAAGAAGCUUGCUGAUGAGUUUAAGAGGGAGGGCUAUUUUGAUAAGCUGAAGCAGAAGAUUCUUUCCCAAGAACUGAAUAACGGCGAAGCUGAGACUACAAUAGAGCAAAUCAUCAGGCAUAAAGUUGAUACAAUUGUGAAAGGCAUGGUUGCAGAUGAUGAGAACCUUGUAUUCAAGAAUAGGGGAUCCACAAGUGCACUUAUCGAGUCUCAGUUAUUUAAAGACAACUACAAGAAGCUCUCCGAAGGCAAUGGCGCCUUGAAUGUGGACGAAUAUAUCCAAGAACAACUCAAUGAUAAACUCCUGCGAUCCCACAUCAAAGAAAAGCUGGAAGCCUUAGCCAAUAAUAAUGAGUCGAAUGAAUAA
Molecule: messenger RNA, 396 nt
Organism: Torulaspora globosa
Lineage: Eukaryota; Fungi; Ascomycota; Saccharomycetes; Saccharomycetales; Saccharomycetaceae
Gene: SHG1
Product: Shg1p
Exons: 1
Coding region: 1-396 (131 amino acids)
Source: RefSeq, a predicted model, not a curated record